This is a messenger RNA of Phymastichus coffea, 3781 nucleotides long. It is a transcript of the gene rin, whose product is annotated as ras GTPase-activating protein-binding protein 2. The transcript is spliced from 9 exons. Lineage: Eukaryota; Metazoa; Arthropoda; Insecta; Hymenoptera; Eulophidae. Gene Ontology annotation, molecular function: mRNA binding. Gene Ontology annotation, cellular component: ribonucleoprotein complex; cytosol. Bases 440 to 2224 code for a protein of 594 amino acids. The record is from RefSeq and is a predicted model, not a curated record.
CUGAAAUCCUCUUUUUUCUCCUAUUGUGCAACGCAGUCACCGUUACGUAGUUACAUCGUAGUUUUUACGCACGCACACACAUACAUGCACACACACAUAUAUAUAAAUAUAUAAAUAUCAUUCACACAGUUGAGUCAAAGUUGUACUAGGCAAACUUGCCGGAUGAACAGGAGCACCGUGAAUUGAGAGAAUAUUCAAUAGCCUUUAGGCUAGAAUUUCGCGCUAUUUGAGUGGCUGUAGGCGAACCACUUCCAUUUCAUAAUUUAAUUCUCGUUCAGGUUCUCCUUAACCAGGAAUACAUAUACCCUAGUGUAAUCACCAUUGCUACUUUCCUGAUUGAAGCUUUCCUGAUUUGUAAAAUAUAAACAUUGUAAAUUCACAAGCUCAAGGUUUACUGCUGUUUUUAAAUUUACCUUGCAAGACAGUAUUAAUAUAGGAAAUGGUCAUGGAGGCAUCCCCUUCACCUCAAUGCGUUGGCCGUGAAUUUGUCCGGCAAUAUUAUACCUUGCUCAAUAGAGCUCCUACUCACUUACAUCGGUUUUAUAACAACUAUUCAUCUUUUGUUCAUGGGAGUGUAGAUUCUAGUAGAGAACCUAAUCCAGCAAUAGGUCAAAAACAAAUACAUCAAAAGAUACAAGCAUUAAACUUUCAGGAUUGCCAUGCUAAAAUUAAUCAAGUAGAUUCACAGUCAACUCUUGGUAAUGGAGUUGUUGUUCAGGUCUCUGGAGAAUUAUCUAAUGCAGGUCAUCCAAUGCGUCGAUUUACUCAAACAUUUGUUCUAGCAGCACAAGCUCCUAAGAAAUAUUAUGUUCAUAAUGAUAUUUUUCGAUAUCAAGAUUAUGGUUAUACAGAUGAAGAGGACGAAGAAAUAGAAGGUGAAAGUAACACUAAUGAAAAUGCUAAUGAAAGAGAAAGUGAAGUUGAAAAUACUAGACCAGAAAAUGAAGAAGAGGAUCAACAAAGUGAAACUCAACAAUUGACAACUAAAAUGUCAAAUAUUGAUUUGCAGAGUCCAACACAACAAGUUUCUUCAAUGAAUCAACAGCAACAACAAAUUUAUUAUACCAUGCCUCCCCAGCAGCAAGUUCAUCCAGUUAUUCAACAAGUGACAAUUAAUGGCUCUAUUCAUGAUGAUUCUUCAAUAAUGUCUCAACAAUCUAUUCAAUUACAGCAAUCUUCUUUACAACAGCAGCAAUAUGUUGCUGAAACAGCUACUCAGGAGCAAUAUCAGCAAGAUAAUCAACCAAAUUCACAACAGCAACAACAAUUAACAAAAACUGAUAAUAAUAGUACAUCUGAGGAGAUACAUCAAGAACCAGAAUCUGAACAGAAUUACACACUAUCUUCUGCAGGCAGUGAUGCAGAUCAUCAAAUCAUAUCUCAAAAUAUUAGUAAUAAUGGACCCAAAACAUAUGCUAAUUUGGUUAAAUCUUUUCCAUCUGCUGGAACAACUAGUCCACAAGUAUCAAAACCCCAAAUAUCAAUUUCACCACCUCCCAGUUUGCGAAGUGAUGACCGUGUAUCGUCUUAUCAAUCUUCUGUGGGAUUAUCACUUUCUACAUCUCCUGGUAGUCAAAUAAAUCAUGUACAUAGAGUGAUUCCUCAACAGCCAUCACAACAGCAACAGUACCAGCAAAGAUUACCUCGAACUGGUGGUCUUAUACAAAGAGAUGGUGAGCAUCGAACUGGACGUCCUGGAUUUCCUGAUUCACAUCAACUUUUUCUUGGAAAUUUACCGCAUAAUGCUUCUGAAAGUGAUUUACGACAAGUUUUUGAACGUUAUGGUCGUGUAGCAGAUCUUCGUGUGCAUAGUAAGCAAAAUGAUCGUUCAAAAGGUCCACAAGGAACUAACUCUACAAGAGUUCCAAACUAUGGAUUUAUCACUUUUGAAGAUAUGUCUGUUGUAAAACUAGUUUUGGCUGACUGUCCCAUUUACUUCCCUGAUAAACAUGGCCAAAAAUUGAAUAUUGAAGAGAAAAAAGUUAGACCAAGAGAAGUAGCUGGUGGUAGUGGUCGAUCCAAUUUGGGUGAUAAUAACAUGCGCCCAUUGGCUACACAGCAACAACAGCGUGGAUCAGGUGGUCCAGCGACAAUGAUGCGUGGUGGUCAGCAUGGAACACGUGGUCGUGGUGGCUACAAUCGUGGGGGAGGAGAAGGAGGUCGAGGGGGACUCAGACAACAAAGUGGCAACCCAAACAACCAAAAUUAUCAGACCCGUCGCUAGUAUUUUUGAAAACGUUUUAAUAUUACAUCUUGGUACAGUUCUUCUACUUUUUAGAUAAAAUGUCAAUAUCAAAACAUCAAGAAAAAAUGGAUAUAAAGGAAAUUAUAGAGCAUUGCUCAAUAAAUGACUGAAAGACAUGAAAUGAUAUGCAAAUUCGAAAAUUGACAUUUCGAUAGAAAAGAGAUUGAAUUUUUAUCAGAUUUUCCAAUAAUAGUUAAUGCCGGGCAAACUUAAAACCUGAAUUGUACCAGAGAAACAAUAUAUUAUUAAGAGAAUUAAAACAUAAAUAAGUUUAAGUAUGAACGUAUAGAUUAUUUUUUAUUAUCAUAGUUGUCAAUCUAAAUUUUUUAUGCCUAAUUUAUUAGAUACUAAUUUUGAGAUUUCACAUAUUUUCUUAUAUUUGUGCUCAGUUCCUUAAGGUAGAAGACAUCCAAUUCAUGCUUUUUUUUCUAUGUAUACUUUUUUUUCAACUUAAUCAACUUAUGCUUCAGUUACACAUUUGCAAUUGAAUCUUAGUUUUGUUAAAUUCAUAUGUUAUAACAUCAGGUUGUACUUAGUUAUUAAGCUAUAUUUUUAUUAAUCACUUGCUUAAGUCAAUUAAUUAGUGUUCAAUUAUAUCAACAAAUGCAAAAAAGGACAAAAAGAAAUUAUAUCUAUAUAUUUAAUUAUCAUUAUCUGAAUAUCUAAGUUUAAUGCUCAGUAGUUAGAUUUUUCGUGGCAUCCACAUACAUUGUACAAGACUAUUCUAGAUGAGUUUAUUAAAGUAUAAACAACAUAUUUUAUAGAUCAAACAAAACUAAAUUUGAUAUUACAUAAAUUUUUAAAAUUUUGCUUAGCCUAAUUAAUAUUUGUAUUACUUUUGUACUCUAUUCCAUCUUCAUCAAAUAGUAAAUUUAUGAAGCUGAAUACAAACUGCUUAACAUUAACUAUCAUUAUAAUAAAUUUCUUAUUAUAUGUUUGUUAAUUAUUAUUUUCGUAAGACUUUCAGAUAUUAUCAAUCACAAAUUUAAUUACAUAAUGUAUAUAACUGAAGAAGGUUUAUAUAUUUAAGUUUGAGAAUAAAUCGACUACUGUUAUCGAUUAACAAAUACAUUCAGAAAUUACAGUAAUAAUAAUCUUCAGAAAGACAGUCGAAAAAUGUAAUCAUUAGACAAUGCAGUUACAUACAUAAGUAUGGCUUACAAAAAAUAAUAUAUAUGCAAGAAUAUGCAAUUUUACCUUUUUUCUGGGAAAUCUUCAAAAUUUAAUUAUUUCAAAAAUUUUCUAAAUUUUGGCAAACUUUUCUUAUAGAAUAACAAAUGUGAAAUAAUCCUAUUUUUCAUAAAAAACGUUAUCAUUUUUUUCAGACAGCUUGGAUAUGCUUUUUCAUGGGUUAUACUGUGAUUUAAGAAACGUAUCCCUGUUUAUUUAUUUACAUAUAUGUUUGUAAUGUUAUGGAAAAUUAUAUACUAUACUUUUAAGUAAAAAUACAAUACAGACGAAAAGUGAGAAAAAUAGUGGAACAAAAUUACAGUAAUUUAGUGAAAAGGUAAUAAAAAACAAACUAUAUUGGUUGAA